GGAAGUUCGGGCAGAGCCCGAGCCGCGGCUGAGCGAGCGGAGCUGAGGAUCGGAACGUCCCGCACCACCGGAGCCAUCUCAUCGCUCCCCGAGCCGCGCACAAUAUGAGCCACGGGCAGAGAAGCGACAUGCUCCCGGAGAUCGCCGCCGCCGUGGGCUUCCUCUCCAGCCUCCUGAGGACGAGGGGCUGUGUGAGCGAACAGAGGCUUAAGGUUUUCAGCGGGGCGCUCCAGGAGGCACUUACAGAGCACUACAAACACCACUGGUUUCCUGAGAAGCCGUCCAAGGGCUCCGGCUACCGCUGCAUCCGCAUCAACCAUAAGAUGGACCCCAUAAUCAGCAAGGUGGCCAGCCAGAUCGGACUCAGCCAGCCCCAGCUGCGCCAGCUGCUGCCCAGCGAGCUGACCCUGUGGGUGGACCCUUACGAGGUGUCCUACCGCAUCGGGGAGGACGGCUCCAUCUGUGUCCUGUACGAGGAGGCCCCGGUGGCCGCCUCCUACGGGCUCCUCACCUGCAAGAACCAAAUGAUGCUGGGCAGGAGCAGCCCCUCGAAGAACUACGUGAUGGCGGUCUCCAGUUAGAGCCGGCGCCCACCCCACACCUCCUGUGCCCCUGCAGCAGAGACAACAGGCCACCACAUACCUCAACCUGGGGAACUGCAUUUUUAAAUGAAGAGCUAUUUAUAUAUAUAUUAUUUUUUUUAAGAAAAGAGGAGAAAACAAACCAAAAGAUUUUUUUAAGAAAAAAAUCCUUAAAGGGAGCUGCUUGGAAGUGGCCUCCCCAGGUGCCUUUGGAGAGAACUGUUGUGUGCUUGAGUCUGGGAGCCAGCGUCUGCCUUUUGGGGGUGGGGUGCAGGGGCAGGCCUUGCCAAGGUGAGGCUGGAGAGUGAGAGGGUGCAAGCAAGGUCAGCAGCUGUGAAUGAGGGAGGUCAGGGUCUGCCCUGCAGGGAGAGAGGAUGGAUUCACACCUCUCUCUCCUGGCCAGGACACCUCCACCCUGGCUCCUCUCUUACUCAGGGGCAUUCGAGCCUGGACUUACAUAAUACUAGGUUGCCUGAUGUUCUCUUUCAGUUUUCGGAUGAGAUCCUGGGCAGAGUGAAAAGGCCUCUCCUUUUUCUUUCUGUCCUAAGCAGCUUUUCCUGACAUCAUGACUUGUUUCUAAUUCUACCCUCAGAGGCUUGUAGGUGUUACAACCCCGCCAGGAAUCUAAAGCUUUUUUUAUUUUUUCUUUUGGUGGGGAGCACAUGGCAGGGGUUGGAGGUUGUCGGGCUUAGGAUGGGGGAUCUCUGCACAAAACCUUGCUUUGCUACGUGCUGCUUUGUGUGUGUGUGUGUGGCGAAUAACUUGGGAGUGAUUUGCAAUGAAAUUUUGGAGACCCAAAGAAUAUCCACUGGGAUGUUUUGGGGCCCAAACCCAUCUUUUUGGAACCACAUGAAAGUCCUGAUGCUGCUACUGUGAUUCCUUUGAGAGGUGGCUCAAAAGCUACAGGGAACUCCCGGGCCUUGGUUACUGCCUUCUUUUCAAAAGCACAACACUCUUCUCUAACCCUCCCCUCUCCUCGCUCUUUCUGGUUGGGUCAUGAAGCUACCCUGUUUUCCAGGACAAGAGUUCUCAGUCACUGUGCAAUAUGCCCCCUGGUCAGGAGGCUCUGGAGGGGAACUGGCUCCCAGAACCUUCUGUGCCCUGGUGGGGUAAGGGAGCUAUCUCCUCUCACCUCAGGAUGACGUUGGCCGGCUGGCCACCGGUGUCCCUUGGCUGAAUGGGAGAGUGCCCCGUGCUCUGCAGGACUACUUGGUAUUCUUGUAGGGCGACAUUAAAGCCAAACCUUGGGCACUGUUUUCCUCCCUGGUGCUCAGAGCACCUGUAAAAGAGGUCGCUGUCUUUCAGUACAAUCCAAAUUUGUAGACAUGUGCAAUAUUUACUUUUCUGGGUUAGAGAAAAAGGAAACUGCACUGGGAAGAAACCCUCUACCUUCAGUUUCCCAGUGACGUUGAUGUUGGAGUCAUCAGAAGGCCUCGAGUUUCCCAAACCGGAUCACCUUAAGAAGGACAGAGCUACAGCAUCUGGUUAAGCUGGCCACUCCCCUGCUGCUGCCCCUUAGGGAAGACUCUUCUCCCCCACUCCUGAUCUCAGAUUCCACUCCCCAUGGGCAAUCCCCUUUCUUGGAUUUCUUAACUCCUCAAUUUCGAUUCAAAGGUGCUAUUUACCAAACACUUCCCUGUCCAUUCCUGCCAGUCCUGCCUCCUCCCAGGCCCUGCUUCCAGUCUUUACUGCUUUAAAGUUAACUUAGGGCCCACAGACCCCAGAGCCAGUUUUCUGGCCUGCGGGUUGAAACAAAGCUGUGAAUUACCGCAGACUGUGUGUUGGCAUCUAGUCUGCAAACAGGUCCCUGCCUUUUUAGAAGCAGCCUCCUGGUCUCAUGUCGAAUCUUUUUCUCUCUUCUCCUUUUCGAUGUUCACUUUAAAAACAAUACCCCCAGGGUGGACUGUUGAGCAGGUCCAUCUCUCUUACUAAGUAAAAAUAAAUAAUAGGAGUACAUUUGUAAGCUAUUCUGACAGAAAAGACAAAGGUUACUAAUUGUAUCAUAGUGUUUUUUAUAUGGAAGAAUGUAUAGCUUUAUGGACAAAUGUACACUUUUUGUUUUGUUACUUUAAUAAAAAUGUAGCAGAUGAA
Molecule: messenger RNA, 2672 nt
Organism: Tupaia belangeri chinensis (Chinese tree shrew)
Lineage: Eukaryota; Metazoa; Chordata; Mammalia; Scandentia; Tupaiidae
Gene: BTG2
Product: BTG anti-proliferation factor 2
Exons: 2
Coding region: 105-581 (158 amino acids)
Biological process (GO): negative regulation of cell population proliferation
Cellular component (GO): cytoplasm; nucleus
Source: RefSeq, a predicted model, not a curated record